Molecule: messenger RNA, 765 nt
Organism: Didymodactylos carnosus
Lineage: Eukaryota; Metazoa; Rotifera; Eurotatoria; Philodinida; Philodinidae
Source: the annotation of a GenBank genome assembly
AUGGUUCUUUGGUACGGAUUUUUUGCAAUUGAAACAGCACAAACUAAUCGUUGUGAUCAAUCACAACACAAUCACAAAUGUUUAACAAACGAUAAUAUACGGAAUAAAAACAACAUUUCUGAAUCGACAAUGUCGUCAAGAAACUCAUGGAUAUACACUGAAGAUUUAAAAAAGCGCUUUGAACUAAGAUAUUUUACAUUAGAUGAUUUAAAAUCAACAUCUAACUAUCAAUAUGUUAUAGUGCCAAUUUAUUGUGAAAAAUCAUCGACAAAAUCGAAAUUAUCAACAACAACAACAGGUGAAAACUCAUGGAUAUAUACAAAAUCAUUUCGUGAAUAUUUGUUUGGUAAACAACACUUAUUUAAUAGCAGAUCUAGUUUACUAUCAUUAAUUGGUACAAAUCAUUCGACGAUUGAUCAUUAUCGUACAAAUCAUGCUUAUACAGAUGAUACCGAUGAUUCUUAUUUGACAAAAGUUAAACAAAAUAGUUCAUCUUUAGUUCGAAUGUCGAAAUCAAAUCUUUUUUGUCGAAAAAUGAAAAAACUGAUUAUGCAAAGCAAAACUUUAACGGCUAAUUUAGUUGAAGAAGAAGAUGAAGAUAAGGCAAACACAGACACAGUAGCAUUUCCAUUGAUAAAAGAUUCAUCAUUACCAGCAACAAUGUCACAUUCACCACUACUAACACCAAAACAAUCGACAAAACUGACACGUUUAAGUAAAUUAUUUUUCAAAUCAACAUUGUUCAAAGAAAAUCAAGAUGAUUAA